Pelobates fuscus (common spadefoot toad) is the source of this 1110-nucleotide messenger RNA. RefSeq names its product phytanoyl-CoA dioxygenase domain containing 1 (gene PHYHD1). NCBI's taxonomy places the organism in Eukaryota, Metazoa, Chordata, Amphibia, Anura, Pelobatidae. The record is from RefSeq and is a predicted model, not a curated record. The coding region runs from base 88 to 963 and encodes 291 amino acids. The transcript is spliced from 11 exons.
CUCUUUUCCUCCCCCUCUCUUUACUCUCUAUCCCUGCACUCACUUGGCUGAAAGCUUAAAGACGCACAAUACUGACAUUCGGGACUCAUGACGCUAAUCACUGAUCAGCAAGUCCAAAAGUUCCGAGAUGAUGGAUUUCUGGUCCUGGAGGGCGUCUUUAGCCCUCAGGAGUGCGAGACCAUGAAACAGGAAAUUGACCAAAUACUGCAGAAUAUGGACGUCCCACUGCACUGCCGCACAGAGUUCACUACAAAACAUGAGGAGCAGCUUCAGGCCCAGGGCAGCGCAGAUUACUUCCUCAGCAGUGGAGACAAAAUCCGAUUCUUCUUUGAGAAAGGAGUGUUUAAUGAGAAAGGAGAGUUUUUGGUGGAAAAAGAGAAAUCUGUGAAUAAAAUUGGACAUGCUUUACACGCUCAUGUUCCUAUUUUCAGAGACAUCACCCACUCUCCACAAGUACAGGAGGUGGGUCGUGGGAUUGGCCUUGUGAAGCCAGUGAUUGUGCAAAGUAUGUAUAUAUUCAAGCAACCUGGAUUAGGAGGAGAAGUAACCUCACACCAGGAUGCUACGUUUCUGUACACUGAGCCUAUGGGUCGGAUCACAGGGUUCUGGAUUGCUCUGGAGGAUGCUACAGAACAGAACGGCUGUCUUUGGUUCAUUCCUGGUUCCCACUGCGAUGGAAUCUCUCGCCGAAUGGUACGUACUGCCCCGGGGACAUUUCCUUGUACACAGUUUCUUGGAGAAGAGAAGCAGUUCAGUGCUGACCGGUUCGUGCCCGCCCCAGUGCCUAAAGGAAGCCUUGUUCUUAUCCAUGGGGAAGUCGUCCACAAAAGUGAUUUUAACAGUUCUCCGUCUUCUCGACAUGCUUAUUCCUUCCAUGUAAUGGAUGCUGAAGGAACUAAAUGGAGCCCAGAUAAUUGGCUGCAGCCGACUCCUGAACUUCCAUUCCCAUCUCUGUACAUGUGAGAAGAACCCCUUGAUUGCCGUCUACCUGUCUUGAUGUAUUCACCACAUCUAAUAACUUUUAGCUACAGAUGGAGAUUAAAUGCCGUUAAUUGCACCUGAUCCAGUAUUUGCUAUAAAAGGGACAAUAAACAUACUGUGAACUCCUUA